GCCCGCCAUAGAGUGGUAGUGGCCAGAGCGACUCUACAGGGAGGUGGCAGGAAAGGCUUGGAACAGCUGCCGGAGGUGACGGAGUGGCUGCCCCGCCCGGUGUGCUGGAAGACGAAGCUUCCAGGUAGCGGCCCGCAGAGUCUGAGCCAGGCUCCAGAUAUCCUGAGCCCAGGCCCUCCCAGCUCAUUGCAGCCAUGAGUGCCGAGGUGAAGGUGACAGGGCAGAACCAGGAGCAAUUUCUGCUCUUGGCCAAGUCGGCCAAGGGGGCAGCGCUGGCCACACUCAUUCACCAGGUGCUGGAGGCUCCUGGUGUCUACGUGUUUGGGGAACUGCUGGAUAUGCCUAAUGUUAGAGAGCUGGCUGAGAGUGAUUUCGCUUCCACGUUCCGGCUGCUCACCGUGUUCGCCUAUGGGACAUAUGCUGAUUACUUAGCUGAAGCCCGGAAUCUUCCCCCACUCACGGAGGCUCAGAAGAAUAAGCUUCGCCACCUAUCAGUUGUCACCUUGGCUGCUAAAGUCAAGCCUGACCUCCCUGGGCCCCAGUGUAUCCCAUACGCAGUGUUGCUGGAGGCCCUUGCCCUGCGUAAUGUGCGGCAGCUGGAAGACCUCGUCAUUGAGGCGGUGUACGCCGAUGUGCUCCGCGGCUCUCUGGACCAGCGCAACCAGCGGCUGGAGGUUGACUAUAGCAUCGGGCGGGACAUCCAGCGCCAGGACCUCAGUGCCAUCACUCGGACCUUGCAGGAAUGGUGUGUGGGCUGUGAGGUGGUGCUGUCAGGCAUUGAGGAGCAGGUGAGCCGUGCCAACCAGCACAAAGAACAGCAGCUUGGCCUGAAGCAGCAGAUCGAGAGUGAGGUCGCCAACCUGAAAAAAACCAUUAAAGUUACAACAGCCGCAGCUGCCGCGGCUACAUCUCAGGACCCUGAACAGCACCUGACUGAGCUGAGGGAACCUGCCCCUGGCACCAACCAGCGCCAGCCCAGCAAGAAAGCCUCAAAGGGCAAGGGCCCCAGGCGGUACCAUGGUGGUGUAGGUACAGCAGCAAAAUGACAGCUGUAGUGACUGGGCAGGCACUGAAAACUGAAGGAGGAGGAUUCCCCUACUACAGGAGCUGUGGUCCCAAAAGUGUGAGGCCAAUCUCUUUGCUUUUUUUCUUUGUUCUGUUGAUGUUUAGCUCAGACACAUAAUGGGAAAUACUCAGCAGAGUAGAGAAACUAAAGCCCCUCCCCCCCUCUUUUGCCAGAGGAUUGGGAAAGGAAGACCCAGAGAAUCAAAGUGUCAGGGAGAUCACAGAGAGGAGGGAAACUGAGAGUCCUAUAGAGUUGUGUGUGAACUCCUGGGCUCACUGCAAAGCUGCACAAGCAUGCAUCUGACCUUAAGCAUACUACCAAAGCUUUAUGAAUUGAGCUACAAUGUGGACUACUAUCCAGGUCUGAUUAAUCAUUGGGCAGCACACAUACAGGAUUGAUUUAAAUGACAUCACAAACUGAAAGUUAAACUCACAUUGGAACCACAAGGCAAAGAAGAUAAAUUAUUGCCUGAACCAAACUGGUCAAUCGUGUGCUAAAACGAAAAACAUUCUCAUUAGGAUCUUAGUAAGAUCUAGAGUCUCAAAACAAUAUUCAAAGUAUCCAGAAUUCAAUCUAAAAUUACUCAGCAUACAAAGAACUCUCCAGGGAAAAGACAACCAACCCCAAGACAGAGAUGUUGGAAUUUAAAGCAAAGACUUAUAAGGAGUUAGUAUAACUAUACUGGAAGAAGAAAGGGAGGAGGCUUUUGAAACAAAUGGUAAGAUAGAAAGUUUUAUCAAAGAAAUAGAAGACCUAAGGAAAAGCCUAAUGGAAAUUUUAGAACUGCAAAGUAGGAGUAGCCAAAACAAAAUGUUCACUGGAUAGCAGAAUGGAGAUGACAGAGGAGUGACUUUGAAGAUAGUUAAUAUGUAAGUUAUAACAAACAAAAAAGAUAAAACAGAAUCUCAGAGACCUGUGGGACAAGACCAAAAGAUCUGACAUUUGUGUCAACAGAGUCCCAGAAGGUGCAGAGAAAAAGUAUGAAAUUGGAAAAUUAUUGGCAGUUCUUAUGGCUAAAAUGGUCCCAAAUUUGGCAAAAGCCAAAUACAGAUUCAAGAAGCUUGGUGAAGAGCAAACAAUAUACUCAAAUCUAUGACCAGACACAAUAAAUUGCUGAAAAUUAAAAACAAAAAUAUCCAAAGAACAUCUAAAGAAAAACAACCAAUUUCAUUUAAGGGAACGAUAACUCAGAUUACUGCAGAUUUCUCAUCAAAACUAUGGAAACCAGAGGGAACUGGAAUCACUUAAGGUGCUGAAAGAAAACUGUCAAUUCAAAAUUCUAUAUCCAAAGAAAGUGUCACUCAGAAGUUAAUGUAAAAUAAAGACAGUCUUGGGAUGCCUGGGUGGCUCAGCCGCCGAGCAGCCGCCUUCAGCUCAGGGGAUGGUCCUAGAGUCCCAGGAUCGAGUCCCACAUCUGGCUCCCUGUAUGGAGCCUGCUUCUCCCUCUGCCUGUGUCUCUGCCUCUCUCUCUCUCUCUCUCUCUCUCUCUCUGUGUGUGUCUCUCAUUAAUAAAUAAAUAAAAUCUUAAAAAAAAAUGAAAGGAUCUAACUGAAAUUUAUAGAACACUUACCCAACACAGCAGAAUGACAAUUUCUUUUCAAAUGCAUAUGGCACAUUUACCAAGACAGAUCAUGUCCUGAGUCCUAAAACAAACCUCAACAAGUCUAAAAGGAUUGAAGUCAUACAAAGUAUGCUUUCUGACCAUAAUGGAAUUAAAACUAGAAAUCAAUAACAGAAAGAUAACAGGGAAAUCUCCAAACACACAGAAACUAAACAACCUACUUGUAAAUAAUCCAAUGAUCAAAAAGAAAGUCCCAAGAGGGACACCUGGGUGGCUCAGUUGGUUAAGCAUCUGCUUUUGGCUCAGGUCAUGAUCUCAGGAUCCUAGGAUUGAGCCUCAUGUCAAGCUCUGCACUCAGUGGGGAGUCUGCUUAUUCCUCUCCUUCUGCCUCUCUCCUCUGCUCAUGCUCUCUCUGCCUCCCUCUCAAAUAAAUACAUAAACUCUUUUUAAAAAAGAAGGAAAAUACAAAAUAUCAAAAUACGUGGGAUGCAGCUAAAGUAGUGAUUAAAGAAAAUGAUCACAUCAAAUGUUUAUAUUAGGAAAGAAGAAAGGUCUCAAUGUCAACAAUCUCUACUUCUACCUUGAGAAGAUACACGAACAGCAAAAGUAAACACAAAGCAAGCAAAAGGAAAACAUAAUAAGAGCAGGAAUUAGUGAAAUUUAUUUUUUAAAAAGACUUUAUUCAUGAGAGAGACAGAGAGGCAGAGACACAGGUAGAGGGAGGAGCAGGCUUCAUGAAGGGAGCUGGAUAUGGGACUUGAUCCUGGAUCCUGAGGUCAUACCCUGAACCAAAAGCAGACACCCAAUUGCUGAGCUACCCAGGCUUUCCAGGAAUUAGUGAAAUUUAGAGGUGCCUAGCUGGCUCAGUCGGUAGAAUAUACAACUCUUGAUCUUGGAGUUGUGAGAUUGAGGCCCAUGCUAGGUGUAGAAAUCACUUAAAAAUAAAAAAUUUUUUUUAAAAAGAAAUUAAUGAAAUUGAAAAUAGAAAAAAAUUAAUGAAACCCAAAGUCAAUUGUUUGAAAUGAUCAAUAAAACUGAUAAACCUUUAGCCAUACUGACCCCCAAAAAAUUUUAAUUAAAAAAAAGACACCUGGCUGGCUCAGGUGGUAGAGCAUAUGACUUUUUUUUUUUUUUAAUAGCAUGCAACUCUUGAUCUCAGAAUUGUGAGUUUGAGACUCCCAUUGGAUGUAGAGAGUACUUAAAAAUAAAAUCUUUAAAAAAAUUUUUAAAAAGAGAGACAAGAAAUACCUAUAUCAGGAAUAAAAUAAAAAUACCUAUAUCAGGAUAUCACUAAACUGCCCCCACAGACAUUAAAAGGUUAGUAAGGAAAUAUGACAAAUAAUCCUACACAUAUAAAUUCAACAAUUUAGAUAAAAUGGACCAACACCUUGAAAGCCAUAAGCUACUAAAACUCACCCAAGAAAAAGAAAGAUGUAAAUAUCAAGUGCAGAACUAUAAAGCUUUUAAGAAAUAACAUAGGAGAAAAUCUUUUAGUUACCCAGAGUUAGGCAAAAUGUUCUUAGAUAUGAUACCCAAAACAUAUUUAUUAAAGAUUUUAUUUAUUCAUGAGAGACACACAGAGAGAGAUGGAGACAUAGGCAGAGGGAGAAGCAGGCUCCUCACAGGGAGCCUGAUGCGGGACUCAGUUCUUGGACCCCGGGAUCACACCCUGAGCCAAAGCAGAUGUUCAACCGCUGAGCCACCCAGGCAUUCCAAUGACACUCAAAAUAUGAUACAAAAGAAAAUGAUGGUAAGUUGGACUUAUCUUAAUUGCAACUUUUGCUUUGAAAAAGAAGAUGUCGGGACACCUGGGUGGCUCAGUGGUUGAGUGUCUGCCUUUGGCUCAGGUCCUGGGAUCGAGUCCUGUAUUGGGCUCCCCACAAGGAGCCUGCUUCUCCCUCUGCCUGUCUCUGCCUCUCUCUCUGUAUCUCUUAUGAAUAAGUAGAUAAAAUCUGAAAAAAAAUUUUUGAGGUAAAAAAAAAGAAAAAGAUGUCAAGAGGAGGAAAAGACAAGCUACAGAAUGGGAGAGAAUUGUUUGCAAAUCCUAUUAGCAAAGGACUUCUAACCAGAAUAUGUAAAGAACACUCUUGGGGAUCCCUGGGUGGCUCAGCAGUUUGGCACCUGCCUUCGGCCCAGGGCGUGAUCCUGGAGUCCUGGGAUCGAAUCCCUCAUCGGGCUCCCUGCAUGGAGCUUGCUUCUCCCUCUGCUUGUGUGUCUGCCUCUCUCUCUCUCUCUCUCUCUCUCUCUCUCUCUCUCUCUCUCUUUCUUUCUCUCUCUCUCUCUGUCUCUCUCAUGAAUAAAUAAAUAAAAUCUUAAAAACAAAGAAUGCUCCAAACUCAACUGUAAGGAAAUAAACAGCCCAAUUUUGAAAAAUGGCAGGAAGACUUACAGACAUUUCAUCAAAGAGGCUAUAAUGAUGGCAAAUAAGGACAUGAAGAGAUGUUCAACAUCAUUAGUCACUAGGGAAAUACAAAUUAAAACCGUGACAAGGUAUCUAUUAGAAUAAAUAGAAGAACACCUACGCACUUAAUAGAAUGGGUAAAAUAAAAUAAAAACUGACAAUACUAACUGCUGGCAAGAAUGCAAAAAGCAGCCAGGACUCUCUUACAUUGCUGGUGAGAAUGAAAAAUGGUGUAGCUGCCCUGGAAAAGUUUGGCAUUUUCUUGUAAAUCUAAAUAUACACUUACCAUAUGACCUAGCAAUCCCACUCCAUUUUAUUCCUAAAGAAGUUAAAACACGUUCACACAAAAGCCUGUACACAAAUGUUUAUAGCAACUCUGUUCAUAAUUGCCCCAAACUGGAAACUAGAAUAUCCUCAGAUGGGUGAAUGGAUAAACAGACUAUAAACACACAGUUAAGAGGGACGCCUGGGUGGCUCAGCAGUUGAGCGUCUGUUUUGGGUUCAGGGCGUGAUCCCAGGGUCCAGGAUUGAGUCCCACAUCAGGCUCCCCGCAGGGAUCCCGCAUCUCCCUCUGCCUGUGUCUCUGCCUCUCUCUCUCUCUGUGUCUCAUGAAUAAAUAAAUAAAAUCUUUAAAAACAAAAACAACCCCACACAGAAUACUACUCUGCAAUAAAAAGGAGUAAAUUAUGAAUAACAUGCAACAAACAGGGCAGCCCCGGUGGUGCAGCGGUUUAGCGCCGCCUGCAGCCCAGGGCGUGAUCCUGGAGACCCUGGAUCAAGUCCCUCCUCGGGCUCUCUGUAUGAUGCCUGCUUCUCCCUCUGCCUGUGUCUCUGCCUCUCUCUCUCUCUGUCUCUAUGAAUAAAUAAAUAAAAUAAAAAAACAUGCAACAAACAACAUGAGUGAAUCUCAAAGGCAUUAUGCUGAGUGAAAGAGCUACUUUCAUAUAUGAUUUCAUUAUAUGACAUUCUUGAAACGGCAGAGUUACAGCAAUGGAGAACAAAUCAGUGGUUGUCAAGGGUUAGGAUUAGAGGAAGGGUGUGACUACAAAGGAUCAGCAGGAGGGUGUUCAGGGUGAUGGAACUGUUUUGAUCCUGAUGGCGGUGCUUACACCAAUCUGCGUGUGUUAACACAGAACUGUACACACACACAUACACAGCAAUUUUAUUACAUGUUUAAAAAAUACAAGGUUUAAAAAACAUGUUCUGGGCUGCUGGCAUUCAUCAUUUUAAAUAUGAUGUUAUUA
Nyctereutes procyonoides (raccoon dog) is the source of this 6272-nucleotide messenger RNA. RefSeq names its product COP9 signalosome subunit 7A (gene COPS7A). Gene Ontology annotation, biological process: COP9 signalosome assembly. Gene Ontology annotation, cellular component: COP9 signalosome. Lineage: Eukaryota; Metazoa; Chordata; Mammalia; Carnivora; Canidae. The record is from RefSeq and is a predicted model, not a curated record. The transcript has 8 exons. Bases 195 to 1046 code for a protein of 283 amino acids.